This is a messenger RNA of Dimorphilus gyrociliatus, 3184 nucleotides long. Lineage: Eukaryota; Metazoa; Annelida; Polychaeta; Dinophilidae. The record is from the annotation of a GenBank genome assembly.
ACGUGAGUUUUAUCCUAAAGAUGGCGGAAGAAAACAAUGUUUCGGGUUAUAAUUGUUCUUUUUUAACGUUUACCUUUCAGAACAACAUGGGUAUCUCAAAAAUUUAAUGAAAAUCGCAUAUAUAUUUUUAUGUUAACAAUUGGUGAUUAUGAUCACAUCCUCAGCUAAGUCUGAAUCUACAUUCGAUAGUGACAAGGCAAAGACUAUAUAUCGGAAUGCCGUUGAACUGUCGAAAAAACUAGAUAAAAUAAAUAAAACAAAAAGAAACUAUAGAGAUGUUUUCUUAACGGAAAGCGUAUUUCUAAGGAGAAAGCUACAAGACUAUUGUGAAAAAUUGUUCUUUGUUUAUAAUCCGUAUGAAUAUGGCCGCAAAGCAGAGGAGUUACUGUGGAGAAAAGUUUUUUACGAUGUCAUUCAAAUAGUAAAGCAAAAUCGAAAGCAUAUGAAACCAUAUACCGAUCUUGAGGCUGCUUAUAGAACCCAUCUAGAUUCCGCAAUAGGCUAUUAUACUUACCUGUUGUUUGAAUUGCAAAACAAAUACGACAUUAAGGUCUACAAUUCUAUUGACUUACCAGCCAUAGAAGAGCCAAAGUGUCAUAGGAAACCUCACCAAUUAAAAAAUAAUGAGAUUGAUAAUAAGGUUAUAUCUUGGGCCAGAUUGGCUGCCCAUAGAUGCCUAGUGUAUUUGGGCGAUAUAGCUCGCUAUCAAGUUGAUUUCGAAGGUGAUCAAGCGGCCUUGUUGUCCCAUCGAUUUUAUUUACAAGCGUUUAAUGCUUUUCCUGAAAAUGGGCAUCCUCAUAACCAGAUUGGAACCUUAUUAGAUGGGUCCAGAUACAACAUUGAUUCUGUUUAUCAUUAUUUGAGAUGCUUAAGUAGCAUUGCUCCUCUGACGUCAGCAGCGGAAGGAAACCUAGAGAGAGUAUUUGAUAAAAAUUUUAAACGAUUCAAAGAACUCGAUGUGCUAAACGGACGUGAUCUAGGGACUAGUGCUCAGCGUUGCAGAGAUGCUCGUCGAUUUAUAAUAAAUUUCAUACAAGUAAUGCAACUUUUACAUGGUAAAGUAAAUGGAAUCUCUCGAAACAAGGGCGAAAAGGAUUUAAAAGAAUUAAAUGCCACCUGUCAGAGUGUUUUAACUGAUUUUAAGGCUUGUAUGUAUCACGGAUCUUCACAUCAGAGUAGAGAAGGCGUCCUCGAUGGUUUGAACAAUGAUUUGUUAUUUAAAGUAUCUGUUAUGUGUUUAGCGUCUGUUUAUUUAUUGAAGAAACAAAACAAUUCAGAGCUUGUUCCCGCCGCUGUUGCCUUCAGUUUAGCUUUUUUUUCAAUUCUAAUACAACAAGUCAUUAUACGUUUGCAAGAAGCUUUACAAGAUUUAGAGGAACCUUCAAUUUUUACUCUUUCCGGGAGUACUACUCCUGCUGAGAGUGUGUUAAAUUUGGAGUCGUUUGAACGUCGAGAAGAUAGCGAAAAAUCUACGCCAGUUCAACGCAAAAGACAACGUAGAAGACGAAGAAAACGAUCAUCUAGUUCUGAGUCAAGCAACACUGUUUCCGGUGCUAGCGAUGGAUCUGACUUAAGCGAGGGUGGCCAAGGAGAGAAUGAAUUACAAAUAAGUAGCAGUCAAUCGGAUACCGAGGGCUCGUUUUUGAGAAAUUCUCCGUCUGAGGGGGAAAGCGACGAAGAGGCUGAUAAGUUAAUGAUAUCUCAAGAUCGGAGCUGGUUAAACCCAGGACUGUCUGGCAGCUUUAGCAGUUCGAUUAAUGCAGCCGUUUCAUCUGACUUAACUACUGUAAAAGAAGAAAACGUAUCCGAACGGUAUAUGACCCAGCUACCGCACUUUAUACGGCAAAUGUCAGAAAAUUCUGUCUUAUAUCCGGGUAUUGUUGAUGGUAAAAAAUUCGUUAAGCCACCACCCGGAUUUGAGAAAACGGCAGAAAGCCAGCAUGUAGACGAAAUAACGAAUAAAAUAGCUACAUUCCAAUUCGACACUGAUACUGAAGCAAGUGCAAUACAAACUGAUACAGAAACUUCUGAUGCUCGAUCGGAUGAUGGUGACGAUGAAGAGGAAUCUGCAUUGGAAAAAUCAAAACUACGAUUAGAGAGAGUUUUACAAAUUAUUAAGGAUGAAGGACUUCUUAUGUCAAUUCAAAUAUAUUGUAUUUGGCUUAAAGAGAACAAAGAGGUGCUUGUUCAUACAUGCUCGGAUUCAUCGCAAUCUCUUUGGCAAAGAAUAUGUAUGCUUCUUAACUUCAUUCCUAAUCAUUUAGAAUUACAUAAUGAAGCUAUUGGCCAUGGAGAUCGUGUGGCUAAAGAAUUCGAUAGAAUUACAAAUGGAUCACAGAAUAUUCCUUUAACGGAGAAUAUACUUAUAAGGGGAUUUGCUCCUUUUCAAAAGUUAGAAGCUAACUUAAAUUUUGAAUGUAGACGAAUAAAUGACGAAGAAGAAACUAUCCUUCGUUUAUCGGCAUUGCAUAAUUUUGCUCAAUCAGUUGCUAAUCUUAAACCAACUGCACCAAUUAAAUAUGACGGCGAAUCGUAUCGCUGUUCAACUGCUGCCAAUGAUUUACGGAAAGCGGCUGAAGAGGCUAGACGAGAACGGCUUAUGAAAGAUAUGGCUCAACUCCGUCUCAAAGCAAUUGAUGCAGACUCUAAAUCUGAUAUUUCUGCGAAUUCAGCCAACAAACCUUUGUAUGCUGUUAUUGACGGUCGAACAUUGUUAGAACGUCAGGCUGAUGUCGAAAAAGUAUGGAAACAACCAGCCGUAAUGAUUAUUGUUCCCUUGGCUGCUUUGGAUCUCCUUGAUGAAAUGAAAAUGACUGACAAAUCAGCUCAGGCUUGUAUCAGGUGGCUUGAGGAUACAGUGAAGAGAAAAUCUAAAAAGUUACGAAUUCAGCGUUCUGAUGAGCGUACAGACGUUGGAGCUCAGAAAAAUUUGAAAAAGAGAGAUAGAAUUUCCUGGAGACUCACACAAAUUAUUGAUUGCGCGAGAUAUCUAUCGAAACAGUUAGCUAAUUCUGUACACUUAAUCCUUGCCGAGAAACCAGAGGCUGAGAGUUUAAGACCAAUUGCAAAAACCAUGCUUGAAUGCAUGGAAGGCGAGAAUUUACCGGUGCAAACGAUGUCAGAAUUUUUACAGUCAUUGGAUAUUGCUGAUAGAGAAGACUGGAAUGGUAAUGUCGAUAAUUGA